AAUGUAACAGUUUCUCUAAUACUUGAAAAAUGAGCAAUUGUGCUUCCAUGGCUUCUCUUUUCUCUUUAUCUCUGUAAACUUCUCAAUUAUCGCAAUCAACACCCCAAAACAAAGUUGUAUAUUGUAUAUUGCUUUUUCUUAGGAAGGUUUUUGGUUUUAUAUCCCCUCCUUGUAUAUUAACUGUGUCAUCAAAUUAACAUACUAGUAAUCUAAGAUUAAUCCCCGACUUAUAAUGCAUAUAGAAGUAUAAGCUCCACCGUUCCAAUACCAAGUGCAAUACCUGUAGAGACCAAGAUCUUAUUGCCAUAUCUCAAACCCGUGACAUAUAUUAUCUGUUUUGGCCAAACAUACUCCUUCCGAAGGUUCUCAUUGAGGUUUGUUCCGCUCCCAUACUAAGGGAAUACCAUAUGGAGGAGAUGUUAAGCUCUAAUGUCAUAUUUGUCACAGCUCAAGCACACGACAUGUAUUGUCUGCUUAAGUUCAAUAACCCACAUAUAUUUGUCCCUAAUUGGCUACACGCCAUCAUUUUGCCCAGAAGCAUGCUUACCAUGUGAACUUGUGUUAUUCCGAUGCAAAAUUUAAUUUAAAAUUCUGUUUUUCUUGAUCAUGAAUGAAUCCAAAUUUUUGGACCCAAACUAAAGCUUUGAUAUUUGUGAGUUUAUUCCUUCCCCUUCUAAUAGGAAGCUGUACAAUCUAUUUAUUAAUUCAGUUACCAAUAUUGCCUUUAUCUAAUGCUAUGAAAUCAUUGGUGAGAUAAAUCUCUAGAUAAUGUGGAAAAAAUAGAUUGCUAGAAGACAAAGGUCAUUUUUCAAGCUUUAAUUAUUGUGGCCUAUGAAUUUUUCAAUGUUACUCUCAUGAAAAAUCACCAUACAAAAAGAAGAGUAGCAAGAUUUAUUUAUUUUUUUGGUUAAAUACAAGACAGAAGACAUUUCAAGUGACCGUUUCCAAACAAACUCACAUGAUGUUUUUUCCAAUCUUUGUAGCUCUUCUUAUCAUCACUAUUCUCAGUUUUCUUCUUCCAAAAAGCAAAAAGAAUGGAGAAAACAAUAUGCCACCAGGUCCUAUAGGGCUCACAUUCAUUGGAAAUCUGCAUCAAUUUGAUAGUUUAAAACCUCAUCUCUAUUUUUGGAAACUUUCCAAGAUAUAUGGAAAUAUAUUCUCAUUGAAACUUGGUUCUUCUACCAUGGUCGUAAUUUCUUCAGCAAAAUUAGCAAAAGAAGUGUUGAAGACACAAGAUUUAGUAUUUUGUAGUAGACCUCUUCUUCUUGGUCAGCGAAAAUUGUCUUACAACGGUCAUGAUAUUGGCUUUGCGCCUUAUAAUGACUAUUGGAGAGAACUUCGAAAAAUUUGUGUGCUUCACUUAUUUAGUCUCAAGAAAGUGCAAUCUUUUAGUCCAAUUCGUGAAGAUGAAGUAUCAAGAAUGAUCAAGAAAAUAUCUCAACAAGCUGCCACUUCACAAAUUACAAAUUUGAGUAGUAUAUUGAUUUCACUAACAGCUACAAUUAUUUGUAGAGUUGCUUUUGGUAUUAGGUACGAUGAAGAAACACAUGAAAGGAGGAAAUUUGCGGAGCUUUUAAAAGUGACUGAAGAAAUAUUAGCAGGCUUUUUUGUCUCUGAUUAUUUUCCUCUCUUAGGUUGGAUUGAUAAACUCUCUGGAAGAAUAAGUAGACUUGAGAAGAAUUUUAAGGAUCUGGAUGAGUUUUAUGAAGGACUCGUCAAGCAGCAUCUCAAUUCCAACAGGCCAAAAUCGAUGGAAGGAGAUAUUGUUGACCUUUUGCUCAAGUUGAAGAAGGAGAAAUCAACUCCAAUCGAUCUUACUUUUGAUGACAUAAAGGGAAUUAUCAUGAAUAUGCUAGUAGGUGGAACGGAUACAAGCGCAGCUGCAGUAAUUUGGGCAAUGACAGCUUUGAUAGGGAACCCGAAUGCCAUGAAGAAAGUUCAAGCAGAAAUUAGAGAAUCGGUUGGGAAAAAGUCCAUAGUGAAUGAAGAUGAUAUCCAAAAUCUUCAAUAUUUCAAAGCAGUGAUAAAAGAGACAUUUAGAUUGUAUCCACCAGCUCCAUUGUUAGUACCAAGAGAGACAAUGCAAAAUUCCGUACUAGAAGGAUAUGAAAUUAAACAGAAAACUAUAAUUCAUGUCAACGUCUGGGCAAUUGGAAGGGAUCCUGAAAUAUGGGAAAAUCCAGAAGAAUUUAUACCUGAGAGGUUCAUGAACAGCGAUAUCGAUUUCAGGGGCCAAAAUUUUGAGUUGCUUCCAUUUGGAGCAGGCCGAAGAGGGUGCCCAGCUAUGGCAUUUGGUGUGGCAACCGUGGAAAUUGUACUUUCCAAUCUUCUUUACGAGUUUGAUUGGGAGUUGCCUAGUGGAAUGAAAAGAGAAGACAUUGACACUAAUGUUUUGCCUGGACUUACUAUGCAUAAGAAAGAACCUCUGUGCCUUAUUCCUAGAAAUUCCAGUGUUUAAAUUAAUUAAAUAUGUGUGUAUGAUUUCGUUAGUUAUCCAUGUUUAAUAUAAGGUUGUACCUAUGAUUUCGUUAGUUAUCCAUGUUUAAUAUAAGGUUGUACCUCUUUAAGCCUGCCAUUUUUCGUUAUAAACUUGUAAUGGGAGUAGUCGUUUCAAUAAAAUUUCCCUUCUAGUUCUA
Capsicum annuum is the source of this 2636-nucleotide messenger RNA. RefSeq names its product 5-OH-xanthotoxin synthase. The record is from RefSeq and is a predicted model, not a curated record. The coding region runs from base 959 to 2458 and encodes 499 amino acids. Lineage: Eukaryota; Viridiplantae; Streptophyta; Magnoliopsida; Solanales; Solanaceae. Gene Ontology annotation, molecular function: iron ion binding; heme binding; oxidoreductase activity, acting on paired donors, with incorporation or reduction of molecular oxygen. The transcript is spliced from 2 exons.